AUGUCGCCGCCGUCGAAUAACCUGUCCGACAAUGGCGCGCAGUCCACUCCUCGCGACCCCAACCCUCCCACUGUGGCCCCCUUCUCUCCUACAACCAUCGCCGGGUCGUCGCUGACAUCUCGGCAACGGUCGAGCGUUAUUGUCCAUCGCAAGUCUCCUCUCUUGGUAGCCACACCGCCGACGGUCACGCGAGCGUUGGCGCACUCACAUCCGUUCCUCCUGCCAUUGAACAAACUCGUCAGCCUGUUGACCUGGUCCAGUGGAGAUUCAUGGGCUAGCUUCCUGCUUGUCGCUGGUUUCUGGGCCAUUGUUCUUUAUUCGGAUGCCAUCAUCCUAUACGCCGGGCCUAUUUUGGUGGUCACGACAUUGAUAUUGGGCAUGUACUCGAGACGGUAUUCACCGCUGUCAUCUACCGGGGUAACAGGCGAGAAACAUGGACAUAAGAAGCAACCAUCUCAACAGCUCUCGGCUCGGCAUCAAAAGAGCCUGGAUGAUAUCGUAGAGACGAUGAGAGAGUUCACGACCCGUUGUAACAUUCUUUUGGAGCCAUUCUUGGAAAUGACCGACUUUCUUUCCACUCAGAGCACUGCAACAUCAGCGACUACGAGACCUGCGUUAACAUCACUUCUGAUUCGAAUUAUUUGUAUUACGCCGAUUUGGAUUCUUCUUACACUCCCGCCAUUCUACAUCAUCACCACCCGCCGAGUCGUGCUCACGGUCGGGACAAUUAUUCUUACAUAUCACUCUAGCCCUGCCCGCGUGUUCAGGGUUAUCCUGUGGAGGUCUUUGGCUAUCCGCCGUAUUUGCAGUUUCCUGACCGGGCUGAGCUUUUCUGUCGAAUCAAAGCAAGGCUCGGUUAAAGAGAAAUCAACGGCUCGGUCUAAAAGCUAUGCAACCGCAAUUGCGGCGUCGAGUAAGGGAGAUGGUGGAGUUCGGUUUACAUUUAUUGUCUAUGAAAACCAGCGACGCUGGCUUGGCAUCGGAUGGACUUAUUCUCUAUUUCCUCACGAACGCUCCGCCUGGACGGACGAACAUCUGAACAGCGUCCCGCCGAGAGACAACUUCGAACUGCCUGACGCAAAGGAUGGCAAUGCAGAAUGGCGCUGGGUUGAAGGUAGCGAAUGGCGCAUUGAAGGCGGCGACGACUCCAGCGAUGGGGGUGGCUGGAUUUACUACGAUAACAAAUGGCAAGAUGGCCGUCGAGGCCAAGACAGCUGGAGCAAAUAUACUCGUCGUCGGAAGUGGUACCGGGACGCCGAGCUGGUGGAAGUCGAGGGGAUGGCCAAUGAAAUGACAAACGAUGCCGCCAGCAUUACGGGUUCAACAGCUAGUGUCCGCAAGAGACGGUGGUUCGGCAACUCCAAGAACACGUCAACAUCGCCGUCAAGCGUUUCUGUGAAUUCUGUGAAUCAGGACAAACCGGCUUUAGAGAAAGUAGCCAGCGCGAGUGCCACCUCGAGACCAGUUAGUAUACAGCAUUCUCGCACCACUUCGUUUAAUAAAUCCGCGGGUUACAGCAGCAGUCCUGGCCAGCAGAGCACGGCAAGCUCCUUACGGCGAACGUUGAGUAGCGGCGGCGAUAGUCAGAGUAUGCGAGAGCGGGAGAUUGAGGACUCGCAGAAUCGCCAUGACCGAUGGGCGACGCGUGCGAGCGGUGGCACUGAAAGAGUGGAGAGAGAGUUUGGGUUGGGAGAUGAUGUUAACAUGGGGUUGAGUUAA
Molecule: messenger RNA, 1719 nt
Organism: Talaromyces proteolyticus
Lineage: Eukaryota; Fungi; Ascomycota; Eurotiomycetes; Eurotiales; Trichocomaceae
Product: integral peroxisomal membrane peroxin-domain-containing protein
Exons: 2
Coding region: 1-1719 (572 amino acids)
Biological process (GO): peroxisome organization
Cellular component (GO): peroxisomal membrane
Source: RefSeq, a predicted model, not a curated record